This is a messenger RNA of Osmerus eperlanus (European smelt), 1920 nucleotides long. RefSeq names its product RAB34, member RAS oncogene family b (gene rab34b). The transcript has 11 exons. Gene Ontology annotation, molecular function: GTPase activity; GTP binding. NCBI's taxonomy places the organism in Eukaryota, Metazoa, Chordata, Actinopteri, Osmeriformes, Osmeridae. Gene Ontology annotation, biological process: Golgi to plasma membrane protein transport; phagosome-lysosome fusion. The coding region runs from base 344 to 1120 and encodes 258 amino acids. The record is from RefSeq and is a predicted model, not a curated record. Gene Ontology annotation, cellular component: phagocytic vesicle; Golgi cisterna.
UAUCCACAGCGACAUACAAACAAUACAGCAUAAGAAAGUAUGCCUACGGCAAAAAAAUCAAGGAUGUUCACUUCAAAGGACCAAUUCAGCCCACUUUUUCUGCUGGUAUAAAAGAUGGGUUGAGCUGUUGGCCCGCAGCAUAAUCGGAGUCAUCUGUUUACUAGGAAGCAUGUUCGUGAUGUAGUCGAAUGAAUGAGGUGUUCGCAGUGUUGCUGUGGAGAGCGAGUUGCCAGAAGAAACGUUUCUUGUAUUCACUGCAAGGUGCUUUAUGUGGAGAGAUCAGUUGGUGUAGGUUAAUGUCUGUCUCUGUGUUUGUGCGUGUUAUAUCUGCUCCAACAUUCCCAUGAGAAAUAUGUUACCACCCGUGAAAAAAGACCGGAUCAUAGCUCAGCUUCCCCAGUGUUUCACUCCAAAUGCAGCCCUGCACACCAAAGAAAGCUUCCACACGCAGGUGACAUCUGCCUGCCACGGACAGAAGACUGGCCCAGUGGGGUUUAACAUUGCUAAGGUGAUUGUUGUGGGGGAUGUGGCUGUGGGGAAGACCUGUCUGAUCAGCAGGUUCUGUAAGGACAUGUUUGAUAAGAAUUACAAGGCUACUAUUGGGGUGGAUUUUGAGAUGGAGCGAUUCGAAGUGCUGGGUGUACCUUUCAGUUUACAGCUAUGGGACACAGCUGGACAGGAGAGGUUCAAGUGUAUUGCUUCCACAUAUUACAGAGGAGCACAGGCCAUCAUCGUGGUAUUUGACUUGAGCAGUGUGGGAUCUCUGAUACAUGCCAGGCAGUGGCUGGAAGAUGCUAUGAAGGAGAACGACCCCUCAAGUGUGCUCUUGUUUCUGGUUGGAACCAAGAAGGACCUCAGUUCUCCUGACCAGCUGGAAUAUAUGGAGCAGGAGGCCAUCCGACUGUCUGAAGAGAUCAAAGCAGAGUACUGGGCAGUGUCUGCUAAAUCAGGUGACGGCGUCAAGGACUUUUUCUUCCGGGUCGCGUCUCUGACCUUCGAGGCCAACGUGCUGGCAGAGCUGGAGAGGAGCGGGUGCAGGCAGAUCGGUGACAUCAUCAGGAUCACUGACAGCACGGAGGAGCAGCACAAACCGACCAAGAAAAAAGCAAACUGCUGCUGAUAGGGCGGAGAAUACCAACAAGGCGCUGGACAUUUAUACAGAGUUGUUUCGGUACAUUUACGCGAAGCUAAAUGGGACAACCCAAACCAAAUUCUGGAAUCCACAAUCUGUCGGAAAAGAGUUCCGGAACCAUUGGCACCAAUGGACUAUUAUUGUAGAUCAUUGUAGAGUAGCAGGAAACAAUUAGAACUCAAAGGGAUCAUCAGAAGAAUCCAACCGUGGAACCAGGCCUAGUAGCCUCAGCAAUCACAAGACCCUGGGCUGAGGUCAACGCUGUCAACAACAGGCCUGUUCUCCAGAUACAACUGAAAGUGAAGAUGAUAGCUACCAUUGCUAACAACCAGUCUUAGACUCACUCUGUCCUCGCUGGUGCGUGCAUCAGACAUGGCGCACAGCGAGAUCCCAUGUUAUUGUCUCGAAUCAUGUGCCUCUCUGAAGAUAUGUUGUUUCACUGGAGAAUGAGACGUCAGCAGACCUAAUGGCCUUUUUUGUUUUGUUUGCUGGGUUAUUUUCCUCAGUCUCCUCAAGCCGUCAUGUGUCUGAGCUGCUAAUGGGAUGCGUACGCCUGUUCCCAUGACCCCACUCAACACAGCUCGUCUCCAGAAACACUCAUCUCUCAUGCUCCCAAAAUGGAGGGAUUGUUCGCAGAGACGAGGAGAAUGUUUUAUUUAUAUCCGAGUCCAAUCACAUUAUGCGAAACACUGGAACAGGCCUACUACAGUGGUGUGUUCUGUAGAAUGUUUUUGCAGUUUGUUAUGGCAGCAUGAAUAAAUGUCAUGUUAAAUCAGUUAUUUCACUCA